Messenger RNA from Fibroporia radiculosa, 1140 nucleotides. RefSeq lists its product as uncharacterized. Gene Ontology annotation, molecular function: sequence-specific double-stranded DNA binding; DNA-binding transcription factor activity, RNA polymerase II-specific. Lineage: Eukaryota; Fungi; Basidiomycota; Agaricomycetes; Polyporales; Fibroporiaceae. Gene Ontology annotation, cellular component: nucleus. Gene Ontology annotation, biological process: regulation of transcription by RNA polymerase II. The record is from RefSeq and is a predicted model, not a curated record. Bases 1 to 1140 code for a protein of 379 amino acids. The transcript is spliced from 2 exons.
AUGCAGACACACCAUCCUCCGUUAUUGCGUACUGAUUCGACGUCCAGUAUAUCUUCCCUCGGUUCUGAUGUCUGUCCGGAGGUCACUGGCGAUGCGGAUACUAGAGACCUUUCCGAGAGACGCACGCGCAGGCGCUUCACCAAUGCGCAACUCAUGAUGCUUGAACAUCUCUAUCGACAAACAACGCAUCCCACGCGUGUGCAGCGCGACGACCUCGCCAAGGAGGGCAACAUGGAGCUGCGUUCUGUCACUGUCUGGUUUCAAAAUAAGCGACAGACGGACCGCCGCAAUCGCAAUGCACCGAGAAAACGAGCCAACGACGGUUCUACAUCCUUCGGCUCGUCGCCCUUCUCAGACAUCACUGGAAAGACUAUCCAUUCCGUGCGUGAGCGCAUGCCUUCACCGUGCAGCUCGCAGACGGAAGACUCGGAAAGUACCCUUAUAAGCAGUCAGCGCGAUCCCUCGCGCAGCCCCUCGCCUGAGGACUGGCCGUCCCCCCAACGACGUCUCCGGAAGAUUGCCUCGCUCCCCUCACACAAGCUUUGCCUCGACCACGUCGUAUCGCUAUGCGAACCCCGACAGCCUCCACGCACACCGCCACGACGGUCGACAGCAUACUCGCUCGUGACGCCCCGGCGCUGCGGACCUGCCAUCUGGGACACUAUGCCUUCUUCGCCGCCGACGCCGACGUGUGAUAUCAACAAGGACCGCGUCAUUAUCGAUUUUGGUCGCGGGCGGCUCAAGCGCAUGCGCACGCUGGAGUGGGCGUGUGCUGCUGCGCGUGUCGGCGGGAAGGAUAAGAAGCGGGAAAUAGCCCCGGAUAUGACCGCGGAGAGCGACGGCGCACUGAUGCUUGACCUAGGCGGGGACACGGAUAACGAGAUGGAGGUCCAUGAGGUUGUCACCCCUACAAGUGGGAAGGCAUGUACACCGCGGCUAGAGAGAAGGUGGACAGAUGGCAUGAUUCGCGACGCCGACAAGGAGAAUGAGCCAAUACAAGCGGACAUCAGAUUGGAAGGUAGCGGGAGGAAAGAGUGUGAAGGUUUGACGGACGACCGGUCAAGCGAGCGGAAGAACUGUGAUCAGGAGACUAUGAACGCUGCACUCGUUCUCUGUGGACUUGGCAAUCCAGCUUCAUGA